Messenger RNA from Hibiscus syriacus, 749 nucleotides. RefSeq names its product ethylene-response factor C3-like. Gene Ontology annotation, biological process: regulation of DNA-templated transcription; ethylene-activated signaling pathway. The transcript has a single exon. Lineage: Eukaryota; Viridiplantae; Streptophyta; Magnoliopsida; Malvales; Malvaceae. The record is from RefSeq and is a predicted model, not a curated record. Bases 61 to 654 code for a protein of 197 amino acids. Gene Ontology annotation, molecular function: DNA binding; DNA-binding transcription factor activity.
AGCAACUUAUACUUCAUAAAGCCGGAGAGAAGAAAACAGUUGAGCUUGUCCCUCGAAAGUAUGGAUCCUUCCUCCCUUCAGGGACUAAAUUCUCCACUAGGUUUGCUUCAAUGUUUCUCAUUAAGUAACGAGCUUUUUCUCGACCAAGCUUUCCUUUCUCAUGGUGAUGGCUCGAGAGCUCAUAAUGGAUCAUUUGAUGAAGGAGAAGAAAAACAAGUCCCCAAGAAGGAAACAUCAUACCGUGGUGUUAGGAAGCGACCAUGGGGGAAAUACGCGGCGGAGAUAAGGGAUUCGACAAGGCAUGGCAUUCGGGUUUGGCUCGGAACAUUCGAAAGUGCAGAGGCAGCUGCUUUAGCUUAUGAUCAAGCUGCCUUAUCGACACAGGGUCCAAAGGCGGUGCUCAACUUCCCCAUCGAAAGAGUCCGGGAGUCGCUUCGAAACAUGAAUUACUAUUGCAAGGAAGGUACCUCACCGGCCAUAGAACUAAAGCAGAGGAAUUAUUUACAAAGGAAAUUGAUGGACAAGAGAAAUGAAAAGAAGCAGCAGCCGUUGCAGGCCAAGAAUAAUGUGCUGGUGUUAGAAGAUUUAGGAUCUGAAUACUUGGAGGAACUUUUGAGCACCUCUGAAAGUAGUAACUCUUGCUUCAAAAACUAAAUUAGCUUACAACAGCUUUCAUGUAUAUAUUCUCUUUUUUCUUCUCCAUUGUUAUAUAAUUGUCAAGGUAGAUGUAAUGUCAUGCGGACUUUCUC